This is a messenger RNA of Diospyros lotus (date-plum), 1355 nucleotides long. RefSeq names its product protein LPA2. Gene Ontology annotation, cellular component: chloroplast. Lineage: Eukaryota; Viridiplantae; Streptophyta; Magnoliopsida; Ericales; Ebenaceae. The record is from RefSeq and is a predicted model, not a curated record. The transcript has 2 exons. The coding region runs from base 135 to 593 and encodes 152 amino acids.
AUAGGUCUUGCUCUUGCAGAACUAGAACUAGAAGUAGAAAACAAAAAUCCUUUCUUCAAAGGGGCAAAGGCAAUUUUGUUUUGGGGCUUUAGGGCCGGGGGGGAGCCGCAAAUGGUCAGAAGACUAAACUGAAAAUGGCGCUUCUACUCCAUUCCAUUUCCUCUUCCAGUUUUAUCGCCAAGAAACCCCAUCUUCUUCUUCUCCACGCCUCUCUCCUUCCUUUCCCCUCCAAACCCACUUCCCUCUCCAUCAAAUCCCAGGACUCUUCUGCUCCCCAGCCCGACGAUGGCUCUUCAUCCAUCCCCAAGAAACCCACCUCGCCAGGCCUUGGAUUUGGCUCUGCGUCUUCGUCCUCUUCCAAAUCAAAACCCAACCCUGUCAGUUCCAAGAAGAAACAGAAGGGAAAGAGAGAGAGGGCAUCGAUAACUCGCCGGUCGCCGAUGGAAAAACCCGAGUUUGUGGCGCAGCAAGAUGAGGCUCAGGCCAAGGAUCAGGUUCGGAAUGAGAAUGCUUUUCUUCUUACUUGGUUGGGUCUCGGCGCGCUUAUUCUUGUCGAGGGCAUUGCUCUGGCGGCAUCAGGAACUUGUAAUUGAGCUCUCACUUGCAUCAUUGAUCACUGCUGUAUGCUUCUGGGAUAAAUUUCAUUCGUACGUAGACGAACAAAGUUGUUUUAUAAAAAGCUUGCCAGAGUUUUGAGAAUGCUACAGGACUCAUGCGGUAUCAUCAAAACGGGUUUGCCAAUGCAUGGCACAGUCAUCAAAUGAAAUGCCCCUUCAGUGUGCUGUCAUUUUACUCAAACACAGAUAAGCUUUUCUCUUGCUUCUUUCCUUUAGGUAAUAUGACAGCAUCAGUCUUGCUGUCAUAUGAUUGUUGAUUCUUAAUUUUUCCUAGUCCUGCAAAUCUUAUGGAUGUUGACUUUUAUUAAAUAUAAUUUUUUCUUUGCUUUCUUCUUACAGUUUGACUUACCUGAUUCUUGUGGUCCUUGGACUUGGCCCAACAUUAUUUUGAGAGACUAAUGGGAACGAAUUUCUUCUGUGAGCUGGUUUUGUGCUGCAAUAGUCAAUCCUUGCAUUUAAAGACGUGCACAGUGCAAGCAUCAGUGUAUAGGACUUCCCUCACAAAGUAGAAUAAGCUAGGACUUCCCUAGAAGAUUAUGUCCUUCUAGUUAACCUUUUCUUCACCUUCUUUUCCCUCACCAAGUGGUGGAUCUCUGGCAUUUCCAUUUGCAGUAAAUCUCAAGCAAAACCAAAUUGGUAACCCCCACUUCCCUGUCCGGAUUUAGACUCAAUUUAGAAACGUGUAUGUUGGGCAAACAUGUUGGCCUGGUGGGGUAUUUAUGAUCGCUUCAUCUUGAA